AUUCGGAUUAAAUCCCCUCGUUCUGUGUGCAGUACAGCAAUGUUCGAGUCGGUUUAUGAAUGUCACACAACCUCGCUUACUAAUGACACGAUACACUGUUAAAAAAAAAAUUACAAAACACCUGAAUUCCGGGAAUUAUUCACCUAUUUUAAGAACAUCCCCAAAACAGUAAAAAAUCAAACUAUGCAGGUUUCAUUUUCCCUAUAAUAAAUUAUACAAAUGGUGAAAGCAGGCGGGAUUGUUGUUGGGAUCACAUGCAGACCUUAACCGGAAAUUCAGUAAAAAGCACGGAAAAGUGCAAAACAUAGAUAAUGGAGUAUCGCGAUACUUGUACUGAACAUAGUAUUGAAGGGCUUUCUAGCGAAAUGAUGAACGAAAUCCUUCGGAUAAUUGGCCCGCCAACAGAAUCACUAAUCAGAGAAGCAGGCGAUCCUUCGUUUGAACACAUACCUUCCAACGACGUACCAAACGCUUCUUUUGAUCCAAACCAACAUCUCAUCUCUCUUCCCGAUGAAGCCUCUUAUGAACAGAGUCCAGAGCCAGUCCAAUAUCCAAAUUUCGGUCAUCCAUGCGACUCAAAUUUCUGCUACGUCGCAGACGACAACUACGGUGUGACCGCGGACAGUAACAGUCAUCCAUUCUACGGCUACCCCCACACCCUUCCAUCAUUCCACAACUCCUUUAAUCCUAUUGUCACUCCUGAAAUCAAAACGGAAGACGAUUCCGAAUAUAUUGACCAGAGUUCGUUCAUGUGUCGCAAAGGCAAAAGAGGAGCAAAGAAUGUGUUGUUAUGGAAAUUUAUCCUGGAACAGCUUCGAAGUGGCACGGAGUCCGUUCGAUGGGUCAAUCUGAAGACUGGGACGUUCCGGUUCGUGGACACGACUGACAUCAGUCGGAAAUGGGGAGAAAAGAAACGAAAAUCCGACAUGAAUUUCGAAAAAUUAAGUCGUGGAAUAAGACAUUAUUAUAAAUCUGGGUUCAUGAGCAGGGAAGACGGAACUAGAUUAGUCUACCGAUUCCAUUGGCCUAAAGUUCCGAGGGCAUGGCGGCCCAGGGAAGUGCAGUCUGAAUUUGAUAGAAGAUGCAGAAAAUAUUUUUAAAACAGUUUUAUACGACCAGAAACUUCUAGACCGACGGUUAGGCUGGGAAAGCGGCAAUGAUACGUGUACAUAGUUUUGUGAUGACUUUUUUGUUUGAAAAUAGUAUUUAUACGAUAUGCGCUUGAUUUUGACAUAUUCCGUGCCUGGACAGCUGUUGAUUCCCGAGUGUUCUUUAUAUACAUGGGUAUACACCCUUUGCUUAUAUUGAAGUAUCUCUAAGUGAGUGGUCCUUCACUCGAUUAACAUAGAUAAGUAUUUUGUAUUGGUUUAUAAUAUACAUAAUUUAAGACUUUUAUGCUAUGCCAACUCAAUUGUUUAUAGUUUGUAAUAUGAUUUUUGAAGUAAAGUCCUGUGGACAAGUAUCAAAA
This is a messenger RNA of Ostrea edulis (European flat oyster), 1468 nucleotides long. Its product is annotated as ETS homologous factor-like. The transcript has 8 exons. Gene Ontology annotation, biological process: cell differentiation; regulation of transcription by RNA polymerase II. Gene Ontology annotation, molecular function: sequence-specific DNA binding; DNA-binding transcription factor activity, RNA polymerase II-specific. Gene Ontology annotation, cellular component: nucleus. The coding region runs from base 312 to 1100 and encodes 262 amino acids. The record is from RefSeq and is a predicted model, not a curated record. Lineage: Eukaryota; Metazoa; Mollusca; Bivalvia; Ostreida; Ostreidae.